Molecule: messenger RNA, 475 nt
Organism: Cylicocyclus nassatus
Lineage: Eukaryota; Metazoa; Nematoda; Chromadorea; Rhabditida; Strongylidae
Source: the annotation of a GenBank genome assembly
AUGGUGCUUGAUAUUAAGACCUUUCGGCAGUGCUUCUGUUUUGACUCCAAAUCACAUGCUUCAAAAAAUAUGUGGGCAAAAACCAUUGCACUUCUGCUUGUCGUGUCUUUUGGACAUGCCAGCGUACUGAAUUGGCCUGCAAAGGUUGGCAGUCGGGUAGAGCUCGAUGUGGCAGAUGAUAUAUAUGGGCGCAAAAUCGUCAACUGGGAACGUACAAAAGACGAUGACAAUAUAGAAAAAAUCAAAUAUUGUGGCUCAAACAAGAAGGAGCCAAUUUGCACUCAAUUUGUUACCAAGGACAAUAAGCCAAGCAAACCUAUCACAAGAGCCCACGUGACAAAAGACGGUAAACUUGUUAUCGAAUCGGUGCAGAAGAGCGAUGAGGCUAUAUACCACUCACCUGAUCAAAAACCUGUGAAGGGACUGGCUCCUCCAUGGAUCAAACUAAUUGUGCAGUAGUGAACAGUGUACUGCU